CAUUAGCAGAUGCAUCAUCUUUUCUUUCUUCCAACCUCUCACCACCUUCAAGCUUAUUUUAUUUCAUCCUUAUAUUAUUUCUUUAAUCCUUCCAUUGUCCUUCUCUCCAAUUUCUUACGUUUGAAGCGCACCAACAAAAAUGGUGAAUGGGGACCUCUCUUCAUUUCUCUCUCUCUCUCUAUUCAAUAGCCUUGGUUUCUUCUUCUAGUUCUCCCAGUUCCUUUCAUUUCUUCCACUUACUUUUGCUUUUCUCUUCAGUUACAAGUGUUUUUUUUAAACUAUGGAGGAGCGGAACGUGAAUCCAGAGGUGAUAUACGACACCGUAUGGGUGUGCGUGAUACCGUACGUACAGAACUCGCGUGACAGGGACGCGGUGUCGUUGGUAUGCAGGAGGUGGCACGAGAUCGACACGAUCACUCGGCAGCACAUAACUAUGGCUUUGUGUUAUGCAGCGAAGCCGGAGCAGCUUUCUAGAAGGUUCCCUCAACUGGAGUCACUCAAGCUCAAGGGGAAGCCACGCGCUUCUAUGUUUAAUUUGAUUCCUGAGGAUUGGGGAGGAUAUGCUACGCCUUGGGUUCACGAGAUUAGUAGGUCCUUUACUCGGUUAAAGGCGCUUCACUUCCGCCGUAUGAUAGUUAGCGAUUCGGAUCUCGAACUGCUCGCGCGUACGCGUGGUAAACUACUUCAGUCUCUCAAACUGGAUAAGUGUUCUGGAUUUUCUACGGAUGGCCUUCUCACUGUUUCUCGUUCCUGCAGGUAUUCCACCUCUUCUUCCGUUGACUCCAUUUUUACUUGUUGGAGUUUAAAAACGUUUUUUCUGGAAGAGAGUACUAUAGUUGAGAAUGAUGGAGAAUGGAUACAUGAAGUAGCCUUGAACAAUACAGUUCUUGAAAAUCUGAACUUUUACCAGACUUAUCUUGGCAGAGUGAAUGCUGAAGACCUUGAACUGAUAGCAAAAAACUGUCCCUCUCUUGUCUCGGUAAAAAUUAGUGAAUGUGAUAUUUCAAAUCUUAUUGGUUUCUUCAAAGCUGCAGUUGCAUUGGAGGAAUUCGGUGGGGGUUCAUUUAGUGAGCCAACAGAACCUGCUGCUGAGAAUGGCUAUAACGAGCAACUGGGAAGAUAUUCUGCUGUAUCAUUUCCUCAAAGAUUAUGCCACUUGGGUCCGACGUACUUAGGAAUAAAUGAAAUGCACAUUCUCUUUCCUAUUGCUUCUCGUUUGAAGAAAUUGGAUCUUCUUUAUGCAUUUCUUGACACGGAAGCCCAUUGUUUCUUACUGCAAAAGUGUCCCAACUUGGAAAUACUUGAGGCAAGGAAUGUUGUUGGGGAUAGAGGAGUGGAAGUGCUUGCCCAGUUUUGCAAGAGAUUAAAGAGACUCAGGAUUGAGCGAGGAGCAGAUGAACAGGAAAUGGAGGACGAAGAAGGUGCAGUUACACAGAGAGGAUUGAUUGCUUUGGCCCAAGGGUGCAUUGAACUAGAAUACAUGGCUGUUUAUGUGUCUGAUAUUACUAAUGAAGCAUUGGAAAAUAUUGGCACAAAUCUGAAAAAUCUGUGUGAUUUUCGGUUGGUUCUACUCGAUCGUGAAGUAACAAUAACAGAACUGCCACUUGAUAAUGGUGUCCGCUCUUUACUAAGAGGUUGCCAAAGGCUUAGAAGGUUUGCUCUCUAUCUCAGGUCUGGGGGUCUCACAGAUGUGGGUCUGAAAUAUAUCGGUCAAUACAGCCAAAAUGUGAGAUGGAUGCUUCUGGGAUAUGUUGGGGAAUCUGAUGAAGGACUUAUGGAGUUCUCGAGGGGAUGUCCUAGCCUGCAAAAGCUAGAAAUGAGAGGCUGUCGUUUUACUGAACGUGCAUUGGCUUAUGCUGCUUUGCAGCUGAAAUCGCUAAGGUACUUGUGGAUCCAAGGAUUCAGUCCAUCUUCGAGUGGUUGGGAUCUCUUGAUGAUGGCUCGCCCAUUCUGGAAUAUUGAGUUGAUACCUGCAAGACGAGUGAUUACCAGUGCAGGAAUUGCUGAGCAUCCAGCUCAUAUACUUGCCUAUUAUUCCCUUGCAGGCCGAAGAACAGAUUUUCCAGAUACUGUUUGGCCUUUGGACCCAUAGUUGCUUCUUGCUGAAUAAACUUGUAAAUAUAACCUUAGCUUUUUCUUGUGGGAUGAUGGGUUCGGGUGGGCUUUAGAGGUUUAUAUGCUCCUUUUUAGGUGUCCUCUCCAUACAUAGGUCUCUUCCUUCUUUCUUCUUUUUUUAUUUAGAAUAUUGAUUUUGUUGUCUGUCUUUUAGACAUGGGGAUUGUAAUAAGUUCUCUUUUCAUGGUUAUUCGGAAGAAUCUGCCACUUGGUUCUAUACCUUUCUAACUG
Molecule: messenger RNA, 2346 nt
Organism: Nicotiana attenuata
Lineage: Eukaryota; Viridiplantae; Streptophyta; Magnoliopsida; Solanales; Solanaceae
Product: coronatine-insensitive protein 1-like
Exons: 3
Coding region: 281-2092 (603 amino acids)
Biological process (GO): SCF-dependent proteasomal ubiquitin-dependent protein catabolic process
Cellular component (GO): SCF ubiquitin ligase complex
Source: RefSeq, a predicted model, not a curated record